UUGUCCUUAUGCUUCUUAUCUCCAUUAACAUUCCAAAAUUGGUCCCAAGAAACACAAACACAAAGCACAAAAAUCAAAGAUGGGUUGCAAUGGCUCAAAAUCUUAUGAACCAGAACCUUAUUCCAGAGAAACCUCCAUGGCUCCUUCAGGUUAUUCUGAACAAUUCUCAUCAAGGCCUAAAACCAAGGGCCUCACACAUGAAAUCUUGAUGCAGAUCCCAGUAUGCAGAGUUCAUCUGAUGGAUGAAGGAGAAGCUCUUGAGCUGGCUCAAGGCCAGUUUAUGAUCAUCAAAAUCAUGGAUGAUAGUGUGUCUCUAGCCACCAUCAUAAGAGUUGGAAAUGAACUUCAGUGGCCUUUGACGAAAGACGAGCCGGUGGUGAAGAUGGAUGCACUCCAUUACCUAUUCACCUUGCCUGUGAAAGAUGGUGGUGAGCCCCUCAGCUAUGGAGUAACUUUUCCGGAGCAGUGCCUUGGGAGUAUGGAGUCCCUGGAUUCUUUUUUGAAGGAGCACUCUUGCUUUUCUGGAUUGAAAUGGAGUAAGGAGAAGAAUGGUGAUCUUGAUUGGAAGGAGUUUGCUCCAAAAGUUGAAGAUUACAAUCACUUUCUUGCCAAGGCAAUUGCUGGAGGGACUGGUCAGAUUGUUAAGGGUAUCUUCAUGUGCAGUAAUGCUUACACCAACCAGGUCCACAAAGGAGGAGAAAGCAUCCUAAGCAGUGGUGGAGAUAAGAGAAAUGGUGGCAUGAGCAUCAAGUCUGAUGAUGGAACAAAGAAUGGGAAGAUGAAUGAAAACCUUAAACGGGUGAGAAAACUGUCGAAUAUGACAGAAAAGUUAAGCAAAUCAGUGCUUGAUGGAGUUGGAAUAAUGAGUGGAUCAGUGAUGGCACCAGUCGUCAAAUCGCAACCUGGACAAGCGUUUCUCAGGAUGCUUCCUGGAGAAGUUUUGUUGGCCUCCCUUGAUGCAGUCAACAAAGUUUUUGAAGCAGCUGAAGCUGCUGAAAAACAGACUCUUUCUGCCACCUCCCAAGCUGCAACCAGAAUGGUUUCCAAUAGGUAUGGAGAAGAAGCAGGUGAGGCUACAGAGCAUGUGUUUGCAACUGCAGGACAUGCUGCUAACACUGCUUGGAAUGUGGCUAAGAUACGGAAGGCCAUUAAUCCAGCUUCAUCAGCAGCCACAAAAGGGGCACUGAGGAAUGCUGCCAAGACUAAUCCAAGUGUUAGAUAUUAAAAUCCAACUAUCCUCUUUUGUGUUUGGCGACGGUUAAUGCAUAAUCUUUUUACUUGUACAUAGGUGUAUUGAUUAGCCCUAAGCUUACUUUGCAAGAAUCAAUUUGAUGAAGGAGAAAUUCAUUGUUUGAUAGAAC
This is a messenger RNA of Arachis stenosperma, 1361 nucleotides long. RefSeq names its product senescence/dehydration-associated protein At4g35985, chloroplastic-like. Lineage: Eukaryota; Viridiplantae; Streptophyta; Magnoliopsida; Fabales; Fabaceae. Gene Ontology annotation, cellular component: plasma membrane. The transcript has 6 exons. The record is from RefSeq and is a predicted model, not a curated record. Bases 80 to 1225 code for a protein of 381 amino acids.